GGAUCAUCCAUGUAUCAAGUGGACCGGUGGUGGCUGCAGGCGGGUCCCUGUCUUAGUAUUUCAUGCUGAAGCCAUUCUGACUAAGGACAGCUACCUCCGUCUAAUUGGAGGUAACUGGUGCUUUUGUUUCUAUUAUCCUAUCCAAGCAGAAAUGCUUCUGGCUCAUUGGGGUAAGGGGUGGAGAAGGUGAUUUAUAUGUGGAAACUCCUGAUCCUUUUCAUGUGAGUUAAAAACGUACUUGGAUGGUGCCAGAAGCUGAUGGUAAUUGUAACUCAUUUUUACUGGAGCGUGGGGUCUCUUCUACUUUUUCUCACAUGGUUUAACAAGUUUACUGCUGAAUAGUGCAACUUGUUAAAUUUCUUCCAGCUUUGUUUCUUUCCUGAUUAUGCUACUUCUUACUUUUCUGACUUACUAUUGUUGAAAGAACAUAUUCCCUGAAGUUAAAUUGAAUCUUCAUCCUUUUAUUCUCAGUUUGAGUCAAUUUGUAAGCUGCCUUUUCUAGGCAGUUCUGUAUUCUAGCGUUGCAAUUUCUUUCUCCACUGUCUUUGAACUCUUUUCUAGAUUGCCACAUCCUUUUAUAGUACAACUGACCUCUAGUCUUGCUACUUGCUUUUGGUUUAUCUUAUACCUCCAGGGCUGCUUACUGCCUUUGUUUUUAUGACUUUCUACUUGCAUAAGCGCUUCCAUAUGUCCUAUAAGAUUGUGCGAACAGACAGCCGGCUGGUUCGGAGCAUUCUGAGUGCCCAUGGAUUCCAUGAGGUUCACCCUAAUAGCAGUGAUUAUAAUCUCAUGUGGACAGGAUCACACUUGAAGCCCUGCCUGCUGCGUUCCCUUACAGAUGUUCAGAAAGUCAAUCAUUUCCCUAGGUCAUAUGAACUGACGCGAAAGGACAGACUGUACAAGAACGUCUGUCGAAUGCAGCUGGCCCAUGGGUUCAAGACAUUCCAUAUCUUACCUCAGACCUUUAUCCUCCCAACAGAGUACCAGGACUUCUGUAAUACCUUUUCUAAGGACAGAGGCCCAUGGAUAGUGAAGCCUGUGGCCUCUUCCAGAGGUCGAGGUGUCUACCUGAUAAAUAAUCCAAAUCAAAUCGUAGUGGAAGACAACAUUUUGGUGUCUCGUUACAUCAGCAAUCCCUUGCUCAUAGAUGAUUUCAAGUUCGAUGUGCGUCUCUAUGUUCUGGUGACAUCCUAUGAUCCACUCGUCGUCUAUCUCUACGAGGAGGGAUUGGCCAGAUUUGCAACAGUGAGGUAUGACCAGGCAUCCAAGAACAUCAAAAACCAGUUCAUGCAUCUGACCAACUACAGUGUCAACAAGAAGAGUGGAGAUUAUGUCAGCUGUGAUGAUCCUGAAGUAGAGGAUUAUGGAAACAAGUGGAGCAUGAGUGCAAUGCUGAGGUACUUAAAACAAGAGGGGAGAGAUACUGCAGCACUGAUGGCCAGCGUGGAGGACCUGAUUAUCAAGACUCUAGUUUCUGCUGAGCUGUCCAUUGCCUCAGCCUGUAAAAGUUUUCUUUCACAUCGUGGCAGCUGCUUUGAGCUAUAUGGUUUUGAUGUCCUUAUUGAUGACACUCUGAAACCAUGGCUGUUGGAAGUGAACCUGUCCCCAUCAUUGGCCUGUGAUGCUCCUUUGGACCUGAAGAUCAAAGCUAGCAUGCUCUCAGAUAUGUUCACUCUUGUAGGCUUUGUAUGCCAGGAUCCAGGCCAGCGGUCAAGCCGGAACAUUUAUCAUUCAUCUGAAUGUGUCAAAAGAAAUCCAUAUCAGAAACUUCAGCGUACCCGUCCUCUGUCUGCCAGCGAUGCUGAACUUAAAAGCUCAAUGCCCUUAGGCAGGGAAAAAGGAACAGGAAGGCACACCAGCUCUGUGCUAGGCCUCUCCAUGGAGGAGAUCAAAGUUCUUCGGCGAGUGAGAGAGGAAAAUGAACGGAGAGGAGGCUUCAUCCGGAUAUUCCCUACUCCAUUAACAUGGGACCUUUAUGGGUCUUUUCUAGAGCACAAGACAUCAAUGAACUACAUGCUGGCUACACGUCUGUUUAAGGACAGGGGCAAGAUGAAAAGAGAGCUCAUCACUGCGAGAUCCCGAGCAGGUCUCAAUGGAAGGCUGGAAGCUGUGGACUCUCAUGCUCUCUUUUAUGAGAGAAAGCUUAUUUCACUGGAGUUACGGAAGCGUCGGCGAUAUGGCAAGGCUAGAGCAGCACAGACAAGAGCAUCAGGCACAUCAGAACCAGCAAAGCUGUCCCUCAAGUCAGACACAGAAGGUGAGGAGGAAGAGGAGAUGGAUGCAGAUGAAGAGGUAGAUAGAACUAGCUGCUGUCUUUCGGACACCCAGGUGAAAAACAAGCCAAAGUUCUCUGACUCAGUGAAAACUACUUGUAAGGAGAGGUUACCAAAAAAACAUAGCAAGAAAACUGAAGAUGGAGAAGAGCUGCUUCUGCAAAAACCAGAUUCUAAAUCUCAGUUUAACUUGCUUCAGAUUCUUCAAAAGCAAGGAAACUUGAGCAAAGUGCAAGCUCGUACAGCUUUCUCUGCCUAUCUACAGCAUGUUCAGCUCCGACUGAUGAAGAAUGCUGGUGAGCAGGUCCAGAAUCCUGCCUGGGUUGCCAAAGAGGAUGAGCAAAUGGUAAGAAGCUUUGUGUUGGCCAGAGUGAGAAGCCAAGUUGAAAUCUACCUUGAGAGUUUUGAGGAGCUCAUCAUCCGCUUUCUGAGGCGAGCUGCCAGCAACCUUCGUCACUCCUUGAGGCUGCUGCUCCCCAGCCGCAGCAUAGGACUAGUUGAUCGUCGUCGCAUCCUGGCUCGCCAGCUGGGCGAGUUCAUCAUUUAUUAUAACAAGGAAACAAAGCAGAUGGCUCAGAAACAACCAAAAAAGGAAGAGGAGGAGGAGGGAGUGAAUCCUGAAGAUUUUCAGAACUUCAUUGCCAGAGCAAGUGAAAGUGACCUGGAGGAAGUACUGACAUUUUACACACACAAAAACAAAUCAGCAAGUGUCUUCCUAGGAACAAAAAACACAGGCACAAAACACAGGAACACCAAUCACCAGUCAGAGAAGCAGCCCCAUGGUGAGCAACCUGAGAUGGUGAAGAAAAUAAAAGAUGAUCAACCCAAAAGUUCAGUUGCAGAUUUGUCUGCAGAAGGAGCACUAAAAGGCUGUAAACCCAAAGAAGCUAAAUCAAGCUUUCCAGAAGGACUCGCCUCCUCAAAUGUUGAAGUGAAAUUACCUCAGUGCAGCCCUCCUGGUUCUUCUUCCUCUGUUCCUGCUGCCCCGUUCCAGAGAAGUACCAGUUCUUGGAUGCCAUCUCAGCCUUCAGCCUCUGAAAAUUUAAAUGUGGCUGGUUCAUUGCCGGCUCCUCCAGCUGGUCCCAAACUGAUUCAGUCCCCACCCCCACUACCUUCCUUGCAGAGCACAGCUCCUGACAGCUCUUCUGUCCUCACAAACCCAGUGUCCACUGAGACUUGUAGCCUUGCAGGGUUACAUCGUCGUUUUGGUAGCUUUGGCCCAUUCUCAUCCUUUCAGAGAGCUGUUCAGAUCUACAGUCAAAGAUUGUCCCAACCAUCCUCUACAAAAGUAGGUCUCCAUCGCAGUUCAAGUGGGCAGUGUGUGGGCUCUGCCAGGAUGCACAAAGAUGCAGAACAUACUUCUUCCCAGGGCAAGAGUCAUGGCCCCAGUGUGGCAGCAGCAGAACUGCAGCAGCUGGAAGAAAAGCAAGCAGCCUGCCAGUAUUCCCCACCAAGCCACAUCAGUGUCCUUACACAGCAGUUAACAAACCUGGACUUGGCAAGUGGAGCUAUAAGCAAAGGGAAUGCAGCUGCCCCACAGAGCUAUUGGUCACCACUCAACAAAAGAGGGUCACUGUGGCCUGUUCAGUCAGACACUCAUAGAGAUGACAAAAGAUCUGUCUCUUCAGCAGUCAGGGCUCCAGAGAAUCAUCAUUUUGGCUUGGAAGGAGAGAUGGAGACCAGUGUCUACAAGACAACACGGGGUCCUCUGGCACAUCCCAGCUAUCAGCUUCAGUUUGCUGUGCAACAACUUCAGCAGCAGAAACUUCAGUCAAGACAGCUGUUGGAGCAAAACCAAGCACGACAACAGGCUGUUUUUGCCAACUACUCACAAUCAAGCACCAGUCAUAUAUCUAUGCCAGCUGGCUCUGAUGCCCACAAGACGUCAAGUGCCACUUCUAGUAUCCAGAAGGCAUCCAGUUUGCACAAAGUGAUGCCAUCCCAGAGUACAGCUCCUCAGCUGGUUCCAAAGCCUCCAACAAACCACAGACAGGCAGUGAUCAGAAAGGCUGCAGCCCAGAGGAUUUCCAAGGUCACCUCCACUGAAAAGCAACUGAAUGGAUUCCAGAACAGCCUUCACAGUGCUGCAUCCUGUGAGCCAGGAACAUAUUCCACAGGAGGAACCUUGACUAUGAUUUCAGCUGGUCUCACCACACUGUCCAAAUCCCUCAUCAGGAGCAGCUGGGACAAGAAAUCACUCAGGUUUCUACACAGCACAUUGCUGCUUCUUCUCACAGAGAUGGAUUAACACAGAACUCCAGGUGAGGAAUACCAGGAGUUGCUUCAGGUAUGGGAUGAGGGAAGAAGCAGCAGCAGUGACUUCACACCAUCACAUUCCUGUAUCAGCCAAAAAAGAGAGAAAAGGAGGCCUUGGUGAGAGAGCAGCCCACUGAAAAGAGUGUCUAAACAACUGUGAAAACAGAUUAUGGUGAUGUACCUGCAAGCUGAAAUGAGUGAAUGCUGCUGAGAGCUUCUGCUGCUGAGUCUUUGUCCCUUCCUUCCAUUUCCUCUUGAUGACUAACUGUGAGAUCUUUGCGUAAGACAAGAGACCUUUCCUGCAGGUGCUCUCCCUAAAGUCCAGGUUUGAACAUAAAAGUCUCACCUGCUCAGCCAUUUCAAUCUGUUCUAGUCUGGUAAUAGCCAAGAUUCCAUGCUUUCAUCACAUGGCAACCAUCAGCAGAGAAAAAUAUUACAACAUGCGACUGAAGAGGUCUGUGUUGGUUGCCAUCUUGAAUUUUGGCACAGAGCCAUAGAAAUUAACAGUUUAAAUAAAGUAUUUUCAUUUGUUUGUUUUGGUUAUAAUUUCAGUUAUUAAUUCACAUGCCCAAAAUAUAUGCUGUUGUUAUACUGGACAGGAUUUUAAAUCUGUCUUUGUUUCACUGUGGGAUACUUGUAUUCUGUGUGGCUUAUUUUGUAUUUCGAUUUCUGUUUGUUUAGACUCUGUAAACUUUUUAAAUUGGCUGAUGUUUUCAGACCCAGGCUUGAACCCCAAGGUCCAGGUGGCUCUUAUCAGUUGCAAUAGUGUCUUGGUGAAGCACUCCAGUUAAAAUUUGCCUAGUGUUAUGAAAAUCAGUUUGCUUGUGUUAGAAAACAAUGUCACCAGCUGGAAAUUGUAUUGGUGAGAGAGGAUCCAUCCAUCCUUAAAAUGAACAGGAAGCAGCUUCAGCUCUGGCUCUUUGUUGGUGCCAAGUUAAAGGAAAACACAGUAUUUUGCAACUUCUGCCUUGUCCAACAGCAAGGGGUGUGAUUGAUAGUUCUCAAAGGUAAAAAAUCUUUUAUUGCUUGUAUCAGAGUCUUCAGAGAUUGGAUUCAACAUCCUGUUUGAUCUCUUUUCUUCCUCCACUUCCCCCUGUCUUUUCUAGUUUGUAUAGUCAGUGUUAAGAGAUCGUUCACAUGUGUUGACAAGUAGAUAAUGAUCAACCCAGAGGACUGACAGAAGAAACGGUAUCAGAGGGGGAAGGUGUUUUCUCUUGAAAUGAUUAUGUUCAUGUUCGCUCUUGGAUUCCACAUAUUUUUUGUCACUCAAGACCAGAUAAAUUGUGAGAAGGUUAAAUAAUUAUGUUCAUAUUAGUUUCACCAUCACUUGCUUCAGGCAUGAAUUCAGGGGAGGGAACACUCAUUUUUCUAUUUCUGGUACACUCACACGUGUGACACAUUGAAUACUUCACUUGUCUGAAAUGCAGCUCUUUGAUAAAGCUGUUCCCUUCAUUAGCUUAUCAUUCAUUUCCAUUAGACAGUCAUGAUCACAUUCAUUUUCUUCACAUUUUUGUUGGCUCAUGAUUAGUGAAAGUUUAGUUGCAGAAGUUGUUACUUCAGACUUUUGCACAUUCUCAGCAGCUGUGGGCUUCAAGACCUCAGGUCUGUCCUCUCACAGCCUGCUCUGCUCUGCAUGGUAUUGGCUAUCAUCUCCAGCUCAGUCGGAGGGGCUAUUUCCAUGGAAGAUUUAGCUUCAGUAAAUAAUUCCAUUCCUUUCUUCCUCCCAAAGGAUCUGAGUUAUCCUUAUUCCACUGGGUUUUAUGUACAAGAUUGAGUAGCUGUAGGAUAUACAUCGUUAGGGACCUCUCAUCUCUGCAUUUGUUCUAUAGUUUGUUUGUUCAGAUUAUCACAGCCACUGCUGAAAACUGUAGAGAGGUUUGUGGGAUAGAGAUUUAGUUAGCUCAGGAAAGGUGGUUGUCUUGUAAGAAUCAUUGUCAGAAGCAACAUUCUUACAUCUUUGUGAAGAUUACCAGUUAGUGCUGGCUUAUUAUGAACACAGGGGAAUUGUUUUGUCAGCUUUGACAGUCUCCCACACACUGAUUUUGGGAUAAUGAUUUGAACUUGGUUACAGACAUUUUUCCUGAACUUCUUUGCAUUGCAUGUUAGAUGUAGCCAACCCCCACAUCUGUAACUGUGAUGACUUUGUAGCAGUAUAUUAAAUAUCCUGUCUGUAAGAUUUUUUUAAAUAUUCAGAAAAAUGCACAGUGCAGUCUAAGACACUUAUUUUGAAGGAAUGAAUUUUGUCAGGAGCAGUUAAGACUUGGAUCUUUUUGCCUGAGAAAAUUUUUCUUCAGCUUCCAACAAAUAAAAAAAAUCAACCCAGGAGUAUCAAGCCUGAAGCCAAACACCUAGACCUUGAAUUCCUGUUUAUUCUCAGGAUGUGCUCAUCCAGAGCAUCAGACGACAUAGCAGUAUUCCUCUGUCUUGAGCAUCUCCUGAUCCCAUCUCUGAAGACAAAUGUCGAUAUACUGGGAACAUGUGCAAUUGAGAAUCAGGAACAAAUUGUGCUAUUCUAGCCUCUUAAUAUUCUGUUCCUCUGUAUUCUUCAGCCUGGAGUCCAUCUGUCUUUGUGCAUGGUGGGUACUGUGUACUGAAGGGCAAUGUAUAUUUUGUCUCUUUGCAGCUCUGCUACCUCCAUGUCUGUCCCAUAAGCCUCUCAGUGCUGCAGUUAAGAGAGUCAGUGGGGAAGCAUAGAACUGUUUCCCACCCAUCUUGGGAGAGAAGGCAUUUUACAGGAAUUUACAGGAAGUUUUCUACUAUGAGGGAGGGAAGUAGAAUAUCAAACCGUUUUGGAUAUAUAACAGUUGCACAAGGGGAUUACAGUUAUAUGUGUUCCUCAAGUGUGGGGGUUUUCCCCCCCUAUAUUCAUCAGUGGUUCCAUCAGAAGUGUCCUUCUUCAUUGCAUGAAAAUUACUAAUAGAAAUCCCCAGCAAUCAUUCAGCAUCUAUCUCAGUGGUGGCAGUGAAUAUUGUAAUCAAAGGAUCUCCCUCUUCUGUGAUGUUUGUAUCACUUCUAAAUUACUGAGCCUGUUUUAGUGACAGAGAAUCAGGCUUGUUAGUCUUGGUAGCAGUAAUGUGCACAUCAGAGUUCUGGAGGCUGAGCUGAUGACAAGUUGAUACAGCAUUUUGUGCUGUGUUUUAGGUGAUGAGCAUACCACUACAUAAAAAUUAAGGGAAGGGAUUUUAGAUUCUCUCCUUUCCAGAAGAGCUGACUUGUGCUCAAUACAUCAAGUAUCAAGUUUCCUUUUAAUAUGUUUUAUCUUGACCUUUAAAACAGCCUCACAAGGCAUGUGAGUGCCAUCAGAGGGAGAUUAUGUUGUGACCCUAGACAAACCGCUUAGUCUUGGAUGCCAACAAGAUGUACUGAAAUUUCUGUUCUCAAGACUAGGUAUGUUUUUGGACAAUCAUGAUUUGUUGGAAAUGUUCCUUGCUAUGAUGUCUGCAAAGUCAACAGAUUUAUCUCUGAUACUGGUUCCACAUUGUGGAAGGAAGUUUUUGGUAUCAAGACCUUUGUUUACUAGUAGGAAUCUCAAUGCUGUGCCUUUUCCUCUUAACAGAUACUCUCUGUGUGCAUGGAGUUGAAUAGUUGGCAGUGCUAGACUUGUUCUUUACCUGAGGAGCUCAGUGAUAUACAGAUGACUUUACAGAGCAGACUUGGAUUCUCAGCAUGCACUCUCUAAGGCCUGUACCCUGUAUUAAUACAACACUUCUAGUAAUUUUGGAUUAUUUGCUGGAAAAAAAAAAGUAGUCUGGCUCCUGUUUUAUUUUUUAAGAUUUAUUUGAUAAAACUGCCAAGGAGUUUUUUCCUCAGUCAGUCCUAUAUUUGCUGAUAAUCCUGGGCUCACUAUUUGAAUCUGAAUUGGUUAUUUGCUGAUGUGUAAAUAGUUGGAUUUUUUUGGUUGCAAAGUGUCUGGUUGAUCGUCUUCAAAUUAUUUCCCUUCUGAACACAUUAUUCUCAUGGUUCUGUCAUAAGUUUCUUCCAAAAGAAUCUUCUGAGCUUUACUUGAAUCCUGGGCUGUGGUUUUUUUCCUUUUAGAACCUGAUGUUUCUAGAGCUGAGACAUCCUUGUUUAACCCAAACAUCAGGAGAACCAUACUUACCUUUGCAAAACUGAGAUUGCUUAUACCAACAGCUUAACAUUCAUAGUUUUCUUCAUGCAGAAAGUGGUUAAUCGGAAAAGAGAUGAGCAAGAAGGUAUAUAAGGGAAAAGUUGAAAAAGGAGUAAUUGUUCACAAUCAUACUCACUAGAAGUAGGAGCAUCAAAUGAAACUAACAGAUAGAAGUUUCCAAGAAAAAAAAAUAAAGUGGGGGGGACAUGACAACUUCUUUUUCACAGUAUGUACUUGACCUAUGGAAUUUCUUGUUACAAGAUGUGAAUGUGAGAAGGAGUAUGUGGUUUGAAAAGACAAGUAGACAAAUCCAUGAAAAAGUAAUCUCUUAGGGCAUAUGAAAUAUUAAAACUGAAAACCAGGAAGUUUCUAAGACUUUUCAAAUUAGUAUUCUGGGGGAGUCUCAACAAUGGGCUGUUACAAAUUUUUACUUGUGUAUCAGGUAUGGGCUGUUGACCUCUGUCCAAGAAGAGCUAGACUAGGUGGUCUUGUAGUCUUUGUAUGGGUUUUUUUAUUUUGACAGUUGCAGUACAGACUACUAGAACAGCCAGGACAAAGCCAUUUUCAUGACAAUGGCAUGUUCCACCAGAAUUCAUCCUGUGGUGUUGAGUUUUCUUAAGGAAAAAAAAAAUGUGUUUAUUGCUGACAUAUGCCAACUUGUCAUGUGCAAUUUGUCUUUGCUUUCACCUAGGUGGGCAGAGGCUUUCAGUUAUGAAACUUCUUUUAAAAGAACAUAACAGACACCAAGAUCUACCUCUAGACUAAUUGAGAUUUUGGAGGAAAGUAGGUUGCCAUAUGGAUGGCUUCCAUAAUAUGAUCCUUGUAAAUGGUUAAUAGCAUAAAUAUGGUAAAAAAACUUUCCACUAACUGUAGCUUUUAAGUUAUCUUACUCAAAUACAUUUCACUUCUUGCCAUCUUUGUCUUCCAAAGAGCUUGAGUGCAGAGCACCUUCAAGGUGAAUGUACACAACAACCACAGCAUGUCUUAACCUGGUAACUUGUUCCUUCCCACUUUAGAACACUGCUGUCCUUUUCCAAAGAAUGAAGUUUCCCUGCUGACUUAGAGAUGAGUAGUUAGGAAAUGCAGACUGGUCUCAAAAUUGUUGGAUUCUGAGUCUUCCUUUACAGUUGUAAUGCAAAAGGACAACUCCACUGAACUGAAGGUGACAUGUAACACCAAGUCUGCCCUGAGGAGUCUGCUCUAUUACCUUACCAAAAAAGGAUUUUAUUGGCCCUCAUUGAAAAGGAGUUUUCACUGCUGUUUUGAAUUAAAAGAGAAGAAUCACUGAUCACUGUGGAGACCCUGGUAUGAAGCCUUUGUCAGUGGUAUUCAGUGAAUCAUAGUGGUUCCCAAGGGAAAAGACUAUACUUAAGAGGGCCUCUUCUCUACAAGGCCGUGCCUACAGCACAGACAGUGAGCUUGAGAAAUCUUGUAUUCUUUGAAAUGGAGUGGCUUCUCUAUCUGACCUAUCAGACAAAUCAAAUUUGCCUUAAAAAGACCAAAUUUGAUGCAGUUGUUGACAAUUUAGGGACUGUUAAAAAUGUGUCUUUUAUUAACAAAAUUUUUAUCAUUUGUUUGGGGCAGGUGAAAGAGGUGCUGUUAUCUCUAAAAGCAAUUUCAACACUAUUUGACAUUUUGCCUUCUGCUGUUCUGGGAUGUGCAACAGAAGACAACCCCAGAACAUUAGUUCAAUUUGAUGCCCCUGCAAGAAUAUUUUAGAAAAUCUUAUUUCACUGUAGUUAUAACAAUGGUAAAGUGUAGUCUUCUUCCCACACACAAAGGGGAGACAAAUUACAAUACUCAGUGUAGUUAUGUUCCAAAGUCAUAAAAUCUUCCCCCAAGAAUAUUUUGGGGUUAUUGAGCUGAUCCCUAUAUCUUGAGUAUUAUCAUGUCAAAAGCCAGGAGGGAGUCUUUGAAAAGUUUCUGUACUGACAAGUCAAAAUGCUUGACUUCACUUCCUCAUUCUACUAUAAAACAUUUUUUUUCUGAGUCUAGGGAAGAAAAAUGACAAGGGAUUUUUUCCACACUGUUUCCAGUAAUUACAGUAUGGGAUUUACCUCAUGGUUUUAAUGUGGUUUUGCCUUAUUUAUAUGAUCUUCUGAAAAAGUUAUGCUGUGUCAGAUAUAUUUAAUAGAAUAUAUUUAAUACACCUAGGAUGUCUUAAUACACCAUUCUUCAAGGUGCAGAUAGUUUGAAUCUGCUGGGAAGUUUUAGGCAUCCCAUUGGUGCCACUACUUAUGUUACUAAUGCUUCCAGUUGCAUGAUGCUUCCCCCAUUCAAUCUGGGGUUGUCUUCCUUCCUGAAAGUGUUCUUGCCACUAUUUCUAAUUCCAGAAAUUCAAUGUGGAAUACAUUUUUUCUGUGAUACCAGCCUGGAUUUUUUUUCCUUAUCCACAAACCUACAAAAUGUCUUCAUAUGUGUAGUAAAAUUUUUGAAAAUUAUAUAGGAAUGAAGAUUAGUGGCUCACUCUGCCAAAUUGUGGCCCAGGUCUUUAGAGUGAAGGCAGGUAAAAUUGACAAAAAUUAAAACAAUUAAAAAUGUGUAUUCAGCACAAUGUAACUGCUGCCACACUACGCUUUCCUGACAUUUAAUUGCCAUCUCUUUUAUUUUUUUUCUCUUUGCUUGUUUUGUUUGGUUUUUUCCUGUUCUUUAGAUUAGCAUGACACAGAGCACUUAGCAUGAUAGUAUCUAAAUGAGAUCUUCAGAUCCUGAAGCAUACUUAGAGAUUUAUGUAGCAAGUCUCUUCUGAGGGGGCAGACGUCAAAUUGUGUCAUGCAAGGCAGCUUGUUGCAAGCUGAAUGUCUUUCAGAGACUCUUGUUGUGAGUCAGACUGUCUGCUACUGCUUUCCUCUGCAAGUGGAGUUUCUUACAAAUCCUUGAGAACAGUGGAUUUCUCCCAAGCACCUAGUCAACCUGCAAGAGGAUUUCAGCACUUCAAAAGGCCAAAAUUUGUUUCAAGAAAGGGCAAGGACAUGGCUACCACGACAUUCCCUGGUCAUUACACUACAUGCAUUGCACAAAUCCUGUAAGAUAUGCCCCUGGCUGCACAGCAAAUCUUUGUUUUGUCUGCUUCCUGAAGAGGAUAAUAGCUUCAGGAGAAAAAAUAAAUCUUUCCUGAAAAAUGUCAGGAAAUCUGGUUUGAUAUGACCCAGCUGGUUUCUUUCAUCAAGUGAUGUAUAUGCACUAGCUAUGAUAUAUUAUUAUAAUGUCUCAUUUCUGAAUCUGAUGAGUGAAUAUCUAAACAGCCAGUGAGAAAUGGCUGAGUGCUGGAAGACCAGAAAAAGGAAGUCCACUUUGCUUUCUGCAACACACCUAAUGCCUACAUGUUAAUUUUUUCCUGUAUUGGCCCCAUGAGGACAGCAUUCCUUUUCUUCUGUCACACUUGAAAGAUGGGUUGCCAUCUAGAGGGACUUGGACAAACUCAAGAAGUGGGGCCAUAAGGAACCUCAUGAGCUUUAACAGCUGCCAGUACCAGGUGCUACACCUGGUAUCAGCACAGGUUGGGGAUGAACAGAUCGGAGCAGCCCUGCUGAGAAGGACUUGGGGGUGCUGGUGGAUGAGAGGCUGGGCAUGAGACAGUCAUGUGAACUCACAGCCCAGAGAGCCAAACGUGUCCUGGGCUGUAUCCAAAGCAGUGUGGGCAGCAGGGUGAGGAAAGAGAUUGCUUUGCUCUGCUCUGCUGAGACCCCACCUGCAGUGCUGUGUACAGCUCUGGGGACCCCGGCACAGGAAGAACAGGGACCUGUUGGAGCAAGUCCAGAGGGACACACAGAUGAUCACAGGGAUGGAGAACCUCUUUUGUGAAGACAGAGUGAGAGAAUUGGGUUUGUUCAGCCUGGAAAAGAGAGGGCUUAGAGGUGACCUAACUGGGGCCUUCCAGUACCUGAAGGGAGCCUACAAGACAAAAAGAGAUUUUUUACAACUUCAUGUGUGACAGGACAAGAAAGAAUGGAUUCAUACUGAAAGAGUAACUUAGAUUAGAUAUUAGGAAGAAAUUCUUUACUGUGAGGUUUGUGAGGCACUGGAACAGACUGCCCAGGGAAGAUGGGCAUGCUGGAACCCUGGGGAUGUUCAAGGCCAGGCUGGAUGAAGCUCUGGGCAACAAGGUCUAAUGGAAGGUGUCCCUGUCCAUGUUAGGGGUUUGGAACUACAUUAUCUUUAAUGUUCCUUCCAACCCAAACCAUUCUAUGAUCUUUCCUAGGCAAUUAAGUGGAAUGAGAAGCAAAGAAUAUCAGCCUGCACAAUGAUCACAACCCUCCUGAAAGAAGGAGAAAUAAGUCUUUGUCUUCAGAAGGUACCACUUGAUACUGCUUGGUUUAAGUUAACAGUAUCAGCAUAAACCAGCACAGGGGACAGAGUUUCUGCCUGGAAGCUGUUCACUAAGUUUUCAGGAUGUGGGAAACCAAUAAUGAGGGGGCUGGAGGGGGAGGGGAGGAAUGGUUUGCUGUAGAUCACCACUGUAAAGAAACCAUUAUUCAUUACUAAAUAGAAAGGUUCUUAUCCCUAAGUGUAUUUUUCAUUAAAUCAUAGGCCAGUGGUGGAAAGGGCCCAGCUGCUUGGUUGAAUGCCUUCAGACCAUCUCUGUAUCUUUCUAAGAAACACAGCCUAAUAAAAGGGUGUUAUAAAGCA
Molecule: messenger RNA, 13266 nt
Organism: Parus major (Great Tit)
Lineage: Eukaryota; Metazoa; Chordata; Aves; Passeriformes; Paridae
Gene: TTLL5
Product: tubulin tyrosine ligase like 5
Exons: 33
Coding region: 658-4521 (1287 amino acids)
Biological process (GO): protein polyglutamylation; microtubule cytoskeleton organization
Cellular component (GO): cilium
Molecular function (GO): tubulin binding; tubulin-glutamic acid ligase activity
Source: RefSeq, a predicted model, not a curated record